GCGAUGUUUUUCUCUUUCAGGUUGAUGGAAAACUACACCUACAACAGCUUCACGGUCCAGCUGGAGGGACUGAAUGUCCCCAAGGACUCUGUUUACCCUGUGUUUCUUUUUCUCUUCUUCUCCUACUUGUUCAUAAUUGUUGCAAAUGUCAGCAUUGCAGUUCUUGUUUUCAUGGACAAAAACCUUCACCAGCCCAUGUACCUGCUUUUUUGGAAUUUGUCAAUCAAUGACGUCCUCGGAAACUCUAUCAUGGUCCCCCGUUUGCUUGUAGACAUGUUGCGUCCUCCCUCUGAACGACUCAUCAGUUAUUAUGAAUGUGUGGUCCAAGCUUUCACCAUACACAUAUAUGGCACCUCCACUCACACAGUGCUGAUGAUCAUGGCCUUUGACAGAUAUGUGGCCAUCUGUAAUCCCCUGCGCUACACUGCCAUAAUGACCAACAGAAUGUUAAUGAAGCUGACAGUGUCUGCCUGGGGAGUGGCCUUUGUUUUGGUGGGGAUUCUGCUCGGUCUGACCAUACGGCUGAACCGGUGCAGGACUCUGAUCACGAGCCCCUACUGUGACAAUGCUGCACUCUUUAAACUCUCCUGUGAGAGUGUGGUAAUCAAUAACAUCUAUGGCCUCACUUUCACUGUGGUGCUGUUCACAGCUUCUAUAGGCAGCAUGGUUCUCACCUACACUAAGAUCACAGUGGUCUGUCUGACCAGUAAGAACAAGUCUCUGAACAGUAAAGCUCUGAAGACCUGCAGCACUCACCUGGUUGUGUAUCUGAUCAUGUUGCUGACUGGAAUGUGUAUCAUUAUUCUGCAUCGCUUCCCUCAGUUCUCAGACCACAGAAAGUUUGUUGCUGUUUUAUAUCACAUCAUCCCCGGCAGCCUCAACCCCAUUAUUUAUGGCAUGCAGUCUAAAGAGAUACGGAAAUUUUUGUCUCACUUGUUUGAGUCCAAGAAAAUUUUGCCGUCAUAA
Molecule: messenger RNA, 966 nt
Organism: Toxotes jaculatrix (banded archerfish)
Lineage: Eukaryota; Metazoa; Chordata; Actinopteri; Toxotidae
Product: olfactory receptor 4Q2-like
Exons: 1
Coding region: 4-966 (320 amino acids)
Biological process (GO): G protein-coupled receptor signaling pathway
Cellular component (GO): membrane
Molecular function (GO): G protein-coupled receptor activity; olfactory receptor activity
Source: RefSeq, a predicted model, not a curated record